Messenger RNA from Dioscorea cayenensis subsp. rotundata (Guinea yam), 2441 nucleotides. RefSeq names its product mitochondrial Rho GTPase 1. Gene Ontology annotation, cellular component: mitochondrial outer membrane. Gene Ontology annotation, biological process: small GTPase-mediated signal transduction; mitochondrion organization. The transcript is spliced from 14 exons. Gene Ontology annotation, molecular function: calcium ion binding; GTP binding; GTPase activity. The record is from RefSeq and is a predicted model, not a curated record. Lineage: Eukaryota; Viridiplantae; Streptophyta; Magnoliopsida; Dioscoreales; Dioscoreaceae. The coding region runs from base 117 to 2054 and encodes 645 amino acids.
GCUCUCACACCGCCGCCCAAAUCGAAGACUCUCACGAACCGAAGAAGCCCUCAACCCCUCAACCCUCCCUCUCUUUGCGCCAAUCCUCAGGGAUCUAGGGUUUCGUCCUUGCUCUCAUGGCUGCCUCUGGCAACCCCACCGCCUCCGUUGGCCGGAGCAACGUCCGGAUUGUCGUCGUUGGUGACCAAGGCACCGGCAAGUCCAGCCUCAUCGUCUCCAUCGCCACCGAAUCCUUCCCGGAGAACGUCCCUCGCGUCAUGCCUCCCACUCGCCUCCCCGCCGACAUCUACCCCGAUCGCGUGCCCAUCACCAUCAUCGACACCUCCUCUAGCCCUGAUAACAAAGCCAAGCUCAUUGGAGAAUGCCAAUUGGCUGAUGCUAUAAUUUUGACCUAUGCUUGUGAUCGGCCUGCGACUCUUGAUCGUCUUAGCACCUACUGGCUACCGGAGCUCCGCCGAUUGGAGGUGAGAGUACCUGUGAUUGUGGUCGGUUGUAAGUUGGAUUUGAGGGACGAGCAGCAGGUGAGCCUUGAGCAGGUGAUGUCUCCUAUAAUGCAACAAUAUCGGGAGAUAGAAACCUGCAUUGAGUGCUCGGCUCUCAGGCAAAUUCAGGUUCCGGAAGUCUUCUAUUAUGCUCAGAAGGCAGUGCUUCAUCCGACUGCUCCUCUAUUUGAUCAAGAAACACAGUCAUUAAAGGCUCGAUGUAUUAGAGCUUUGAAAAGGAUAUUCAUUCUAUGUGAUAAUGACAAAGAUGGAGCGCUUAGUGAUGCGGAAUUAAAUGACUUUCAGGUUAAGUGUUUCAAUGCCCCACUUCAGCCUACUGAAAUAACUGGUGUCAAGAAGGUUGUACAAGAAAAGAUGCCUGAAGGUGUCAAUGAUCGGGGCCUGACAUUGACUGGAUUUCUUUUUCUGCAUGCGCUUUUCAUUGAAAAAGGCCGUCUUGAAACAACAUGGACGGUUUUAAGAAAAUUUGGAUACAAUGAUGACCUUAAACUAAGGGAUGAUCUCCUCCCAACAUCUUUCAAGCGAGCCCCUGAUCAGUGUGUGGAGCUGACUGAAGAAGCUUUGGAUUUCUUGAAAGGAAUUUUUGCUAUGUUUGAUAUUGAUAGUGAUGGUGCUCUGAGAUCCGCUGAACUAGAAGAUCUUUUCUCAACUGCACCUGAAAGCCCUUGGGCGGAAAGUCCUUACAAAGAUGCUGCUGAAAAGAAUGUGCUUGGAGGAUUAACUCUUAAUGGGUUUCUUUCUGAGUGGGCCCUAAUGACCCUUCUUGAUCCUGCAAGUAGUUUGGCAAACUUAGUAUACAUUGGAUAUACUGGUGACCCUGCUUCGGCAUUUACUAUAACCAGAAAGAGGAGGGUAGAUCGUAAGCGAAAGGUUUCACAAAGAAAUGUUGUGCAUUGUUUUGUUUUUGGUCCUAAAAAUGCCGGAAAGUCUGCCCUGUUGAAUGCUCUCAUUGGAAGGUCCUUUUCUGAGAAAUAUGUGCCGACUACCAGUGAGUGCUUUGCUGCCAAUUUUGUUGAUGUACCCAGUGGUGUCAAGAAGGCAUUGGUGAUGAGAGAGAUACCAGAAGAUGGAGUCAAGGCACUGUUGUCUAAUAAGGAGUCAUUGGCAGCUUGUGAUAUUGCAAUAUUUGUUCACGACAGUUCUGAUGAAAGUUCAUGGAAGAAAACAGCCGAAUUGCUUGUUCAAGUUGCUAGUCAUGGAGAAAACAAUGGGUUUGAAGUUCCUUGCCUUAUUGUUUCUGCAAAGGAUGAUCUUGGUCCUUAUCAAUCGGCUAUUCAGGACUCAACAAGGGUGAGCCAAGACAUGGGGAUUGAAACGCCUAUACCAGUCAGUAUAAAGUUAAGGGACUACAAUAAUGUUUUUCGUAAGAUAGUCACUGCUGCACAAAAUCCUCAUCUAAGCAUUCCUGAAACUGAAGCUGGGAGAAACCGCAAGCAAUAUCGUCGGCUUGUAAAUCGUUCUCUCAUGUUUGUUUCAGUUGGAGCUGCUGUAGCUGUUGUUGGACUAGCUGCUUACAGGGUUUAUGCUGCAAGGAAAAAUACCUCGGGUUAAACUUUUAACUUCAUACGAUCUAGUCGGGCGCUCCUGGUUCAUGGUUGCAUUUUCAAAACUCUUCAAAAAGCUUCGUAGGCCUGGUGUUCUAUGGCUGUGGCACUCAAGAUGUUCCUAAACUAAUAUAUGGUCUUAUUUUUGUUUUUAAUUUAUGUACAGAUCCGUUGUCAGUUUUUCUUGGGCCCGAGUUAUAUGGAGGGUGUGGAAUUCAAUUUUUUUUUUCUUUUUGUUUGGCUUUAUUUUUCUUUAUAUUUAUCGCUUGGAUCAUAUAAUACGAUCAUAUAAUACGUUGUUUUGGUUAAAUUGGCUGCUAGAAUUCUUCAGCUUCAUUCUAUGUGAUAUUAAUAUCAGUGUAAUAUCCAGCUCUCAAAACUAUGCUGUUCUAUG